This is a messenger RNA of Cooperia oncophora, 396 nucleotides long. The record is from the annotation of a GenBank genome assembly. NCBI's taxonomy places the organism in Eukaryota, Metazoa, Nematoda, Chromadorea, Rhabditida, Trichostrongylidae.
AUGCGUGGUCAUGGACGAUUUAUUCCUGAUGAUCCGAGGUUCAACCAAAGUCAUUUUAUAAAAGAGAACAGCUGGGAACCGAGCAUCAUAGAGGAGUCCUCUUCCGAAAAAGCCGAAUUCACCUGCUCUCCUUCAAAGCUUCCUGUUCCGCCGGGUGUUGAAAAUGAACCGCCAGAAUUUGCUGAAGGGUGUGCAAGUGGUGAUGACAACGCGGCAGCGGAUGGCGGUGAUCUUGACAGGCAUGUUCAGUUUCGUGCUGCCACUCCCACUGAAGGCGAUAUUCCAAGAGAAACUGUUCUUACUAAUCUUACUAACAAACCCAAUAAUGAAGUUGCGGUGGGUGUUUCAUUCACCCUCAUCCUGGAGAUGGGAGGUCGUGGCUGCUUUUCUCAUUAG